Caenorhabditis elegans is the source of this 544-nucleotide messenger RNA. RefSeq lists its product as uncharacterized. The transcript has 3 exons. The coding region runs from base 58 to 507 and encodes 149 amino acids. The record is from RefSeq and is marked reviewed. NCBI's taxonomy places the organism in Eukaryota, Metazoa, Nematoda, Chromadorea, Rhabditida, Rhabditidae.
UCACCAGCUAAUCACGAGGCUCAAAAAGCGUUUCGCUCAAUUGAACACGGUUUCAUUAUGAAGUUCGAUGUCUCUUCGUUGUGCCAAUUUGUUGUUCAACUCCUCCAAUUCUGCAAUGUUUUUAUUGUUCUCGCAGUGAUGACCAUCACCUCAUGCGGAAAGAAAAAAGCAUCAAAUAGCAAGGAAAAUUGCAAAAAGAGUUUGCAAACCGGCCCUGGAGCAGCCACCGAAGCCGGAGCUGCUUCUUCGUUAGCUCCGGUUGACGCGACCAAGCUUGCCACACCUGUACCAGCGGCGCCAAAAAAGGAAGAAGCUCCACCUCCAGAAGAGCCCAAGAAAGAGGAGAAGCCAAAGGAGAAAUCGAAGAAGUCGGCGAAAUCGAAGAAAUCCAGCAAGUCCAAGAAAGACAAGAAGGAUGGAGAGGAAGAGAAUGGAUAUGAAAACUGCCAGGAUAUGACUCCGGAUCAGUUGAAGAAGAUUGCCGAGCAGGCGGAUGAAAAGAAAUGAUACUUUUUAUUAGGAAAUAAAGAAUCGAGAAAAUCAU